GUAGGGCCGACGCUCCGGUAUUCUCUCAGUUCUCGUCCUUGGCUGGCAGCCCGCGUCCGUCCACUUCUCGAGUCGCCGGCCGCAGCCUCCACUUAAGUGCGCCCCGAUCUGGCCCCCUGCCCCGCGAAGAUGGCUGCCGUACGCCGGGCCCGCAGUUACUGCCGCUGCCUGGUGCGCUUCUCCGACCGAGAACUCUACUAAGCCCCGCUGCAGCAGACAGGCAGGAGUAGACACCCGGACACCCAGCACCCCUCCUCCGGGGGGCGGUGCAAGGGGGCGCGGAGAGCCCCUCGACCGCAGCUGGCCGCCCCGCCAGCAUGGCAGAAGCUGAGGAAGAUUGUCAUUCUGAUGCUGUCAGAGCAGAUGAUGAAGAUGAAAAUGAAAGUCCUGCUGAAACGGAUCUGCAGGCACAACUCCAGAUGUUCCGAGCUCAGUGGAUGUUUGAACUUGGCCCAAGUGUAGGCUCUGGCAAGUUAGAAAAUCAACCUUGCAGAGCAGCUAGAGGCUCUCUGUUGAAAGCAGCAACAGAUACCAAAGGAAAACAAGAACAGGCAAAAGAAGAAAAGGCUCGAGAGCUCUUUCUGAAAGCUGUAGAAGAAGAACAAAAUGGAGCUCUCUAUGAAGCCAUCAAGUUUUAUCGGAGGGCUAUGCAACUUGUACCUGAUAUAGAGUUCAAGAUUACUUACACUCGGUCUCCAGAUGGCGAUGGUGUUGGAAACAGCUACAUUGAAGAUAGUGAUGAUGAUAGCAAAAUGGCAGAUCUCUUGUCCUACUUCCAGCAGCAACUCACAUUUCAGGAGUCUGUCCUCAAACUGUGUCAGCCUGAGCUUGAGAGCGGUCAGACUCACAUAUCAGCGCUGCCGAUGGAGGUCCUGAUGUACAUCUUCCGAUGGGUGGUAUCCAGUGACUUGGACCUCAGAUCCUUAGAGCAGUUGUCACUGGUAUGCAGAGGAUUCUACAUCUGUGCCAGAGACCCUGAAAUUUGGCGUCUGGCCUGCUUGAAAGUUUGGGGCAGAAGCUGUAUUAAACUUGUCCCAUACACAUCCUGGAGACAGAUGUUUUUAGAACGGCCACGUGUUCGGUUUGAUGGAGUGUAUAUCAGUAAAACCACAUAUAUUCGUCAAGGGGAACAGUCUCUUGAUGGUUUCUAUAGAGCCUGGCACCAAGUGGAAUAUUACAGGUACAUAAGAUUCUUUCCUGAUGGCAGUGUGAUGAUGCUGACAACCCCUGAGGAGCCUCAGGCCAUUGUUCCUCGCUUAAGAACUAGGAAUACCAGAACCGAUGCAAUUCUACUGGGUCAUUAUCGCUUGUCACAAGAUACAGACAAUCAGACCAAAGUAUUUGCUGUAAUAACUAAGAAAAAAGAAGAAAAACCACUUGACUACAAAUACAGAUAUUUUCGUCGUGUCCCUGUACAAGAAGCAGAUCAGAGUUUUCAUGUGGGGCUACAACUGUGUUCCAGUGGCCACCAGAGGUUCAACAAACUCAUCUGGAUACAUCAUUCUUGUCACAUUACUUACAAAUCAUCUGGUGAGACCGCAGUGAGUGCUUUUGAGAUUGACAAGAUGUACACCCCCUUGUUCUUCGCCAGAGUAAGGAGCUAUACAGCUUUCUCAGAAAGGCCGCUUUAGGACCUCGAGUCCAGUCCUGUCACUGUUGCAUGAAUAAAAGUAUAUAGCGCAAAAGAUCACCUAAGUUAUAAAUGUACAUAUGUAUGGAAUUGGAACUUAUUUUAAAUUGUUGCAGUUCUUUUAAGAAGAAUAUAAAUUGAUUAUUUUUUUUAUUUAAAGGGAUAGUUGCUUCUUGGGGUGUUUUGUUUAGAAAUUAAGAAGUUGAAGGUAUAAGUUGUUUAAGUAUAUUUAUGUUUUGAAAAACCUUAAUAUGAGGUUAAAAUCAUGUUCUUUUUAAAGCAGAUUUAUGAGAUUUCUGUCAUUUAAGUUGUCUUCUGAGCAUCCUAAUAUUUAAAUGCACCAGAGGAAAGCUCCACUGGAUAAGCAUUUUACUCCUGCAUGACAUAAUGUCUUUGCACUAAAGGCUCAAAUGUGAAAACCUGUUCUGGAUUUGAUUGAAACUGUUUUACCAAUAAAGAUUACAAAUAAACAUUUCUUUCAAGAAAAUA
Nycticebus coucang (slow loris) is the source of this 2119-nucleotide messenger RNA. It is a transcript of the gene FBXO9, whose product is annotated as F-box protein 9. Gene Ontology annotation, cellular component: SCF ubiquitin ligase complex. The record is from RefSeq and is a predicted model, not a curated record. Gene Ontology annotation, biological process: SCF-dependent proteasomal ubiquitin-dependent protein catabolic process. NCBI's taxonomy places the organism in Eukaryota, Metazoa, Chordata, Mammalia, Primates, Lorisidae. Bases 318 to 1631 code for a protein of 437 amino acids. Gene Ontology annotation, molecular function: protein binding. The transcript is spliced from 13 exons.